AUGAGCAACAAACCCUUCAACGAAACCGCCCGGGACCUCAAACUAGACGAGGCCGCCGAAGAAAACGACGACUACAUCUUAUGUGGCGAGCUCCAGAAUGACGAGGGUGAAUGGGUUGCCGCUGAAAUCAAUCUAAUGAAGUCUUUGGGCUGUCUCAAUCGUCUGUUGCAGGAAAGACCCAUGUUGUCCGUGACAAUCCAGCCGGAUUGGAGUGAAGAGCAGGUAGAGGCGUGCGCGGGUUUGAGCGAUGGAAUCACUCUGAUAUGUGGAGUAUCUACGGGAGAUGUCAGUCGUCCUGUUGGAUCUAGAACCUUCAAUUCGUUCUAG
Molecule: messenger RNA, 327 nt
Organism: Aspergillus oryzae RIB40
Lineage: Eukaryota; Fungi; Ascomycota; Eurotiomycetes; Eurotiales; Aspergillaceae
Exons: 3
Coding region: 1-327 (108 amino acids)
Source: RefSeq, a predicted model, not a curated record